Messenger RNA from Coregonus clupeaformis (lake whitefish), 618 nucleotides. RefSeq lists its product as uncharacterized. Lineage: Eukaryota; Metazoa; Chordata; Actinopteri; Salmoniformes; Salmonidae. The record is from RefSeq and is a predicted model, not a curated record. The coding region runs from base 92 to 544 and encodes 150 amino acids. The transcript has 3 exons.
CGACCACAUUGGCAGGUGCACAACUGACCGGGGGAGUGAGUGUUGAUUUUACGUGCUUUUGCUGUGAUUGUUCAUAGUUGCAUUGCCUAAAAUGAAUCACUCCGGGCCUGAGAAGCGCGAGCAGAAGUUCGUGCUCGACUGCAUCGCCGUCAGUUCGGUUGCGCUCGGGUACGAACACAUGCGCCCCCGGCUCUGGUCGGUGCUCCCCCAGUACGACGCACGCAACGACCCCCACGCUGCGCGCUACACGACCAUCCCGUCCGUGCAGAGGGUCCUGCAGAAGACCAUCCCGUCGGUGCAGAGGGUCCCGCAGAAGACCGAGAACAAGGAACCGAAGAGCGCCGCUGCCCAAAAGUCCCUAGACCUGAGGAACACUUCCGGAGCAGGUCAUUCCCGAGAGCAGGUGAGCAACCACAGUGGUCUCAUGUUGGACAUCAAGCCGCUGAUAGGCUACAACGGGCGGUUUGGGUUUCGGCGCAACACGCCCAACCUCCGGCGGAACCCGUCCAGCUUCGGAGAGGUGACCACGUUCCAACUCUAUUGAGUCCAACGGCCGAAAAGGCAUCAUCAUCAUGUGAAGUUCCAAUGAGCAAAAAUAAAUGCGUCCACAGAAUGCCA